Molecule: messenger RNA, 473 nt
Organism: Camelina sativa (false flax)
Lineage: Eukaryota; Viridiplantae; Streptophyta; Magnoliopsida; Brassicales; Brassicaceae
Source: RefSeq, a predicted model, not a curated record
UACAAAAAAGAACAAACACUCUUGAGCAAAAACGUACUUUGUGUGUGUGUGUUUGUGUGUUCAUCAUGGCUGGUCUUAGGAAUUCCGGUAACAGCGACAAAGCGGAAAACGAAGGAAAAGGUGUACCAUCUGCAUACAGAGGUGUCCGGAAGAGAAAAUGGGGGAAAUGGGUGUCUGAAAUCCGUGAACCGGGGACCAAGAACCGUAUCUGGCUAGGCAGUUUCGAGACUCCUGAAAUGGCUGCAACCGCCUAUGACGUGGCAGCAUUUCAUUUCAGGGGACGUGAGGCUCGUCUCAACUUCCCAGAGCUCGCCAGCAGCCUGCCACGUCCUGUUGACUCUAGCUCCGACAGCAUUCGGAUGGCAGCUCAUGAGGCAACACUCUGCCGCAGAACCGAAGCAUCAGAGUCAGCCAUGCAAGUGGACAGCUCAAGCUCCUCCACGGUAGGACCAACAAUGGUCAGUCUCUCUCCC